AUGGCUAGCCAACGGGACAAACAUGAGAAGGGGAGCACCCCUCUUCACUUAGGCGCGUCGUUGAACGGGUGGCCACACGCGGGGUUUCUUUCCACACGGUUUCCACAAGUUUGGCCAGGGUCGGAAGCAACCGCUAGACUGCUACUGGAUGCUAACGAAUCCACGGCUUACCAGGCUGACGAUGAAGGGUCGUACCCCAUACACGUCGCUGCAUGGUCUAACAGCCUCGGCGUCGUGAAGACGCUGCUGGAGAGGUGUCCGGACUGCGUCACUCUUCGAGAUGGCAAAGGACAGACUUUCCUCCAUGUUGCCGCUGAGAAGAGUUGUCACGAUGUGGUUCGAUAUGCCUGUAGACAAAUGCCAAAACGGUUGUCAUCGAUGAUUCUCAACGUGCAGGAUAGCAACGGGGACACAGCUAGCGCUGCACGGUGCUGUCCGUGCUGGGAACCUUGCCGUCUUCAACUGCCUGUUUCGGAAUCGGGAGGAGCUCCCCACGGUGGAGGUCGGCCGGAGCUCUUCAGUGAAAAACACAUGCCCAAAAGAGAAUCGCAGCAGUACACAGAAGCGACGCAGAUGAUGAGCAUUGUCAGUGCUCUUAUUGCGACUGUCACAUUCGCGUCAGCUUUCACGUUUCCUGGAGGCUAUCGAGCCGACGGCGAGCCAGUGUUUGCUGCAGGGAAGCAGAGCUAUGCUUUCAACGCGUUUAUCCUCGCCGACACGUUGGCAUUCAUCUGCUCCAUCUCGUCUACCUGUGCACUUCUCUAUACCGGGUUACCGGCUAUGGACAUCUCCAUACGUUUCUGGUACUUAAGCAUUUCGUCGAUUUUGCAGCAACGAGUUUUGUGA
Molecule: messenger RNA, 846 nt
Organism: Miscanthus lutarioriparius
Lineage: Eukaryota; Viridiplantae; Streptophyta; Magnoliopsida; Poales; Poaceae
Source: the annotation of a GenBank genome assembly